CCCGGGCCUCCGCAGGUCGCGUUAUGGGUGACAGUGACGACGAGUACGAUCGAAGGCGCAGGGACAAGUUUCGGAGAGAGCGCAGCGACUAUGACCGUUCUCGGGAAAGAGACGAAAGACGGCGAGGGGACGAUUGGAAUGACCGCGAGUGGGACCGAGGCCGGGAGCGCCGGAGUCGUGGUGAAUACCGUGAUUAUGACCGGAAUCGGCGAGAACGCUUCUCUCCACCCCGUCAUGAGCUCAGCCCUCCACAGAAGCGCAUGAGGAGAGACUGGGAUGAGCACAGUUCUGACCCAUACCACAGUGGCUAUGAGAUGCCCUAUGCUGGGGGGGGUGGGGGCCCAACUUAUGGCCCCCCUCAGCCCUGGGGCCACCCAGACGUCCACAUCAUGCAGCAUCAUGUCCUGCCUAUUCAGGCCAGGCUGGGCAGCAUCGCAGAGAUUGAUUUGGGUGUGCCGCCGCCCAUCAUGAAGACCUUCAAGGAGUUCCUUCUGUCCUUGGACGACUCUGUGGAUGAGACGGAGGCCGUUAAACGCUAUAAUGACUACAAGCUGGAUUUCCGGAGGCAGCAGAUGCAGGAUUUCUUCCUGGCACAUAAAGAUGAGGAGUGGUUUCGGUCUAAGUACCACCCAGAUGAGGUGGGAAAGCGUCGGCAGGAGGCCCGUGGGGGCUUGCAAAACCGACUGAGGGUGUUCUUGUCUCUCAUGGAGAGUGGCUGGUUCGAUAACCUUCUCCUGGACAUAGACAAAGCGGAUGCCAUUGUCAAGAUGCUGGAUGCUGCUGUGAUUAAGAUGGAAGGAGGCACUGAGAAUGACUUGCGCAUCCUGGAGCACGAGGAGGAGGAGGAACAAGCUGGAAAGCCGGGGGAACCCAGCAAGAAGGAGGAAGGCUGGGCUGGGCCAGGCCUGGGGGACGGAGAAGGGAAAGUCAACGACAAGGAUGACAAGAAAGAAGACGGCAAACAGGCUGAGAAUGACAGUUCUAAUGAUGACAAAACUAAGAAACCUGAGGGUGAUGGGGACAAGGAAGAGAAGAAGGAAGACUCUGAGAAAGAAGCCAAAAAGAGCAGCAAGAAGCGGAACCGAAAACAGAGUGGUGAUGACAGCUUUGAUGAAGGCAGUGUAUCGGAGUCGGAGUCGGAGUCUGAAGGCGGCCAGGCUGAGGAGAAGGAGGAGGAGGCUGAAGAUCCACUCAAGGAGAAGGAGAAGCCCAAGGAGGAGGAAAGGGAGAAGGCCAAGGAGGCUCCAGGGAUGGAGUGUAAACCCCGACCCUUGCACAAGACUUGCUCUCUCUUCAUGCGCAACAUCGCCCCCAAUAUCUCUCGGGCUGAGAUCAUAUCUCUCUGUAAAAGAUACCCAGGCUUCAUGCGUGUGGCGCUCUCGGAGCCCCAGCCAGAGAGGAGAUUUUUCCGCCGCGGCUGGGUGACCUUUGACCGCAGUGUCAAUAUCAAAGAGAUCUGUUGGAACCUGCAGAACAUCCGACUUCGGGAGUGUGAGCUGAGCCCUGGCGUCAACAGAGAUCUGACCCGUCGCGUCCGCAAUAUCAAUGGCAUCACCCAGCACAAGCAGAUCGUGCGCAACGACAUUAAGCUGGCAGCCAAGCUGAUCCACACACUGGAUGACAGGACCCAGCUUUGGGCCGCAGAGCCUGGAACACCUCCUCGGUCAACAAGUCUGCCUUCGCAGAACCCAAUCUUAAAGAAUAUCACUGACUACCUGAUCGAAGAAGUGAGUGCUGAGGAGGAGGAGCUCCUGGGGAGCAGUGGAGGUCCCCCCCCUGAGGAGCCCCCAAAGGAAGGGAAUCCGGCCGAAAUCAAUGUGGAGCGGGAUGAGAAGCUGAUCAAGGUUCUGGACAAGCUCCUCCUCUAUUUACGCAUCGUGCAUUCCCUGGAUUACUAUAACACGUGUGAAUACCCCAACGAGGAUGAGAUGCCCAACCGCUGUGGCAUCAUCCAUGUCCGGGGCCCCAUGCCCCCCAAUCGCAUUAGUCAUGGAGAAGUACUCGAGUGGCAGAAGACGUUUGAGGAGAAGCUGACGCCGUUACUGAGUGUGCGCGAGUCACUUUCAGAGGAAGAGGCCCAGAAGAUGGGGCGCAAAGACCCCGAGCAGGAAGUGGAGAAAUUCGUCACCUCUAACACCCAGGAGCUGGGCAAGGAUAAGUGGCUAUGCCCACUCAGUGGCAAGAAAUUCAAGGGCCCUGAAUUUGUCCGCAAACAUAUCUUCAACAAGCAUGCAGAGAAAAUUGAGGAAGUGAAGAAAGAGGUGGCAUUUUUUAACAAUUUCCUCACUGAUGCCAAGCGCCCAGCUCUGCCUGAGAUCAAGCCGGUUCAGCCCCCUGGCCCUGCCCAGAGCCUGACUCCAGGACUCCCCUACCCACACCAGACGCCCCAAGGCCUGAUGCCCUACGGUCAGCCGCGGCCUCCCAUUUUAGGUUAUGGAGCUGGUGCUGUCCGCCCCGCAGUCCCCACAGGAGGGCCUCCAUACCCCCAUGCCCCAUAUGGUGCUGGCCGAGGGAACUAUGAUGCCUUUCGAGGUCAAGGGGGUUAUCCUGGGAAACCCCGCAACAGAAUGGUUCGUGGAGAUCCAAGGGCCAUUGUGGAGUAUCGUGACCUGGAUGCUCCUGAUGAUGUGGACUUUUUCUGAUCCAUCAAUUUUUCCUCACUCCUGGUAUCAUCUAUACUUGUGACUGCCUUGCCCUAUACAGCUCUGAGAACUUUUUGUAUGUUCAGCCCUACUGCCAAUAAAAGCACUUCCCCAG
This is a messenger RNA of Chrysochloris asiatica (Cape golden mole), 2757 nucleotides long. It is a transcript of the gene SRRT, whose product is annotated as serrate RNA effector molecule homolog (Arabidopsis). The transcript is spliced from 18 exons. The record is from RefSeq and is a predicted model, not a curated record. Lineage: Eukaryota; Metazoa; Chordata; Mammalia; Afrosoricida; Chrysochloridae. Gene Ontology annotation, biological process: primary miRNA processing; mRNA processing. Gene Ontology annotation, molecular function: nucleic acid binding. Bases 24 to 2642 code for a protein of 872 amino acids. Gene Ontology annotation, cellular component: nuclear body.